Molecule: messenger RNA, 2641 nt
Organism: Aspergillus wentii DTO 134E9
Lineage: Eukaryota; Fungi; Ascomycota; Eurotiomycetes; Eurotiales; Aspergillaceae
Exons: 2
Coding region: 1-2553 (850 amino acids)
Biological process (GO): transmembrane transport
Molecular function (GO): transmembrane transporter activity
Source: RefSeq, a predicted model, not a curated record
AUGGGGCUUCAGAAGGUCCUCAUCGAGGAUCUCCACGCACAUAUCGCCAAAGUCCUCCUGCUGAAGAAAUCCGUAAAAUUUCCUAGCUGCCUCACGCCACUGUUCCUCUCGACUGCGUCUUUUGGCGACAAUCAGCAUGACAGUGAAUCUUCAGCCAUAACCUACCGAAGCACCCCAGAGCAAGACACACAAAAUGGCCACGAAACACAAGACCAAGACCCCAACGUCGGCACCGACACACCCCAUCCAUCUCCACAACGCGUUCGCUUUCAAUCUGCCUCCGAUAUUCGAUACAAUGCGCCUCCCAGUGAAGAUGCGGAAAAUAAACAUUCAGAACGAGAAACGGCGCAGCAGCAAGGCCAGCCGCACCGUCCGUCGGAGCCGUAUUUGCACGAAGGUGCUGAUAUCGCGGAUGCGCCGUUGAGGGAGCGUACACAGGUACAGGAGGAGGAUCAAACUCACGAACAACAAGCGCAGGAGGCGCAGGAAGCAGUUGAGGCUACGGAGAAGGUUGUCAAGACGUCCAAGGCGAAAUUCCAAGCAGCGGGGUAUACGUUUGUGGGUAAGGCGCGGAGUUUAGCUGCUCGACUUGGACGGCCUGAAGCGGCGGGGGAUGAUUUCCAUCCGGGGGUUUAUCAUCCUGAAUGGGCGUCUGGUGGUCAGGUUCCGCUGGGCGAUAUGACCGACAACAAGCACAAGACGGACGAGGAGAAGCGAAAACACCAAGCUACGUCUGGGUCUGAGGCUCAUCGGUUAGUUCGGGAGGUGACGCAAGACCAAACUAGUCAUCGUCGUAGGGCUAGAGGGAAGCCUUAUCCUCGACAAGGAACAGAUGUCCGGGAUGGGGGUGACCUAGGUAUCGACUCGGGGCUGCGGUAUCGUGCUGGUGGAGGAGGAAUUCUGUCACAAUUGAUGAAAUUGAAUAAUUCCCAACAACAGCACAGCGGGGCGUCAUCUAGUCAGCCAUCUACCCUUGGGACACCGAGUGGUAAUGGAAGACAGGGAGAGAAACCGAGAUGGUACAACAAAACACCAGAUUCAUCUCCCACGAUACCAUCGUUGAACGGAGGGGCUGGAUUAAGCGGUGCAAGUACGCCAGUGUCAAGCGAUAUUCUGACUGCAGCCUCCAAGCGACGCAGCAAGCAGUCGAAGAAUAAUACCAGGCUGGAGGACGAGAUCCGAGUGACAGUCCACAUUGCAGAGAUAAUCGCCCGGCAGCGAUAUAUCAUGCAACUGUGCAAGGCGUUGAUGAGAUUCGGAGCACCAACACAUCGACUGGAAGAGUAUAUGCAAAUGACAGCCAAAGUCCUCGAAGUGGACAGUCAGUUUCUCUACCUUCCAGGCUGCAUGAUCAUGUCUUUUGACGAUGCCUCGACACGAACGACAGAAUUCAAACUCGUCCGAACAGCACAGGGCGUCGAUCUCGGCCGGUUGGCAAGCACACACAGCGUGUAUAAAAACGUCGUACACGAUGUCAUUGGCGUCGAAGAAGCCAUCCAGGAACUCGAAGACAUCAUGAAGCAAAAGCCACGAUUCAACAAAAUCAUCAUCGUCCUCACCUACGGACUCGCAACCGCAAUGGUCGGUCCAUUCGCCUUUGACGCCCGCCCAAUCGACCUCCCCAUCAUCUUCAUCAACGGCUGCUUCCUCGGCCUCCUCCAACACGUCCUCGCACCCCAUUCCGUCCUCUACUCCAACGUCUUCGAAGUAACAGCCUCAGUCCUCACAUCCUUCCUCGCCCGCGCAUUCGGGAGCAUCCCGCACGGCGUCAUCGACGGCAAACGCAACUACCUCUUCUGCUUCUCCGCCAUGGCCCAAUCCUCCAUCGCCCUCAUCCUCCCCGGCUUCCUCGUCCUCUGCAGCAGCCUCGAGCUCCAAUCCCACCAAAUGAUCGCCGGCUCCAUCCGCAUGGUCUACGCAAUCAUCUACGCCCUCUUCCUCGGCUACGGCAUCACCGUCGGAACAACCAUCUACGGCCUCAUCGACCCCAACGCGUCCUCCGAAAUCACCUGUCCCAGAACCGGGUCCUUCAAAAACCCCUACGUCGCGCGGUUCCCCUUCGUCGUCGCAUACGCCUCCUGUCUCGCCGUCGUCAAUCAGGGGAAAUGGAAACAGGCACCCGCGAUGGUCUUCAUCGCGCUGGCCGGCUACGUGGCGAAUUACUUCAGCACAAAACGGCUCGGCAGUAACUCGCAAGUCGCCAAUACCGUCGGCGCGUUCACGAUCGGCGUCAUGGGGAAUUUGUACAGUCGGAUCUGGCACGGGCAUGCGGCGACGGCGAUCCUGCCUGCGAUAUUCGUGCUCGUCCCGUCUGGUCUUGCGGCGAGUGGAUCGCUCAUCUCGGGCGUUGAAUCGGCGAAUGAGAUACGCACGAAUGUGACGCAGCAUGGGGGAGGGACGCAGCCCGGGGCAGGGCUGGCGCAGCGCAGUUCGGUGUUUAAUUUGGGGUUUGGGAUGAUUCAGGUGGCGAUUGGGAUUACGGUGGGGUUGUUUUUGGCGGCGUUGGUUGUUUAUCCGUAUGGAAAGAGGAGGAGUGGGUUGUUUAGUUUUUAAUCAGUCUUUAGAUUCGUGUUAUUUGGGUUAUUUUGGUUGAUUGAUUAUUGUAGUUCUAUGUAUGUAUUAUUAUUUUGCACAGCAAAUC